AUGGUGACGCCUCCACGACAAUCGCGUCUUCUGUCGCUGCCGCCAGCCAUACGCGCUCAGAUAUACGAAUACUGCGCUGCUACAUACAUCAUUGCGGACGUCGGAUCGACCCCUUGGCCAGCCGCCUACGCCAUCCCUGGCCAGAAAUACACCGACUACCCAGCCCUGCUGCGGACCUGCAAAUUCAUCGCUCGAGAAGCGCGGUCGAUACUCUAUCAGGACGUACGGAUAAGGUUCAUUUCAGGCUUCUACUGGAAAUGCAAGAGCAGGGCGUCGCUUGCUGCCGUCGGCACCUUCGCGCCUCUGGCGAUUCGCAACCUGUUCAUCGAGCUUGACGUCAACUAUCGCGCCAAACCCUUCGUCACGGACCUGGUAGCCAUCUUCAAGGCGUGCAAGAACAUCGAAUAUGUGGAUCUUCACAUCUCCCCUGAGUUUGAUCGGCAGAGGAGCUACCCAGCUCAAAGGCCAGGCCGCUCGUCAAUGGGUGCAAAAGGGUACGAGGCAUUUCUGCUGUUCUUGCAGACGAAGCCGAAGUUGGAGAUGUUUGUUCUCCGUGGGAGCUACUCGAAGCCUUUGGCGGAAUUCAUGCGGCACGGACUUGAGGUGGAAGGGAUUAUUGGUGACUCAGAGUGA
Anthostomella pinea is the source of this 633-nucleotide messenger RNA. The record is from the annotation of a GenBank genome assembly. Lineage: Eukaryota; Fungi; Ascomycota; Sordariomycetes; Xylariales; Xylariaceae.